ACCGGACGCUGUUAACUCCGGAAGAUGGCAGUAAUGCAAGGAUGCAAGCUUCCCAAAGAAGAGAAGAAGAACAUGUAUUUGUUUGUCAACCCAUGGAUGUAGUACCAACAACCAUAGUCAUAUAACGUUAUAACUUAGCUACAGAGGAAGACCAACCGCUGGCUUUGCCUCACCUGACGCGGCUGGAACCAGUGCUGUGUUCUGUCAGUUGGUUAACGUUAAGUUACUAUUAGCAUCGAUGUUAGUAAAUGAUACACGCAUCAAUGCUAAACGAUGCCCGACACUGUCCGCAAUGCAAACCAGAGAGCUCCAAAGGAGAUAUAUCUAAAGGAGAUAUGUUUCCAAGCUGUCAGGGAACAUUAUGCUGCUCUGGGAAUUGAGGCUGUUCUUGAUCUUCCAACGCCUCUCAUUACGGAUCUUCUUCCUCAUCUGACUGUAUGUCAGCUGGAUGAGCUCCAGCCUGCCCUGAACCAGAGGGGGAUAUCAACUCACUCUGGGUGGAUUGGAGUCCUACAGGAUAUGUGUGGACCUAACCAUGUAAUAGACUUCAACACAGAGGAAGCGGCCAAACACGAAGUCAUGAGAAUGCUUUUUACUCUCGUAUUCUACGGCUUCACAAACCCCUUUGUCAAAAGAAACAUCACAAAUCUAAACACCCCAUCCUUCCUUUGGGCUGCAGCUAAAUGUAUCAAACAUUUUUUACUCACUACGCCAGUCGAAAGAUUGACCGCUGAGCAGCGGCCACUUCUGGAGCUCUUGGAGAAGCGUAUCGGGAGUGUUGGUGUAUCGCAGUGCAUUGAUCUAUCAAAGAGGAAGACACAAACUGCGCUGUAUGUCCUCCAUCGCCUGCUAGACCACGGUGUGGCUAAAAAGCUUGUUGUACAUGUGCAAUGCCCCAUCAUGCUGUCCUGGAUCCUACAUGGCAGGGGAUCUCAGUAUGUAAACCCUGAGCUGAGGAACCUAAUGCACAGCAAAAGGGCAAGCUGCAUUUCCCAAGCAGCCUCAUUCAGCGCAGACGGGGCCAGUUGCAGUUCAAGUCUCGAGGCCGGGGCUUCAGAAGAUCAGGAUGACCAAGCCACUCCCUGCAAACGCUCCAGGUUGGAAUAUUACGAGGAAUCCGGAGAAGUGAACUUUACUGUGGACCCGCAGGUUCUCUGUCAAAGCUUCACUCCGUGUGAUGGGCGCUCAUCAGGUGCUUGUCCAUGGGGACAGAUCGAAUGUCUGGAGAUCAGGCAGUGCGGGUCCAACUCCCUCAGAGUGCUAAACUCUGCCCUGCCCACAUUUUUUUGCCUUCGCUCUCUAACACUUCACAGCAUUGCAACCUUCAGGGACUCGGAUGUGUUGGGCCUGGCCAGAGCCCUGAAGCAGCUGUCGGAGAGUCCCCACAGCUCUCUCACGGAUCUGAGCAUCAGCGUCCUGCCGUACACCCGGCUCAUGGGGAUCCUGCUGGACGCGAGCCCCAACGUGACGUCCCUGCACGUGGAGAUCCAGACUGUGAUGUGGGGGCCCCGCUUCUUACCACAUCAUCCCAGGAUGGCUGAGUUGGACGUGUCAGGUGCUGUGAAGCUUCUACCAAAGUUAGAGCUGCCCCUGGAGAAGCUGGCAGUCAAAGUAGCUGAGCUCCAAACAGAUCUGCACUUCAUCACGUCAGUGCUUUGCCGCUCUCCACAUCUCACCUCGCUUCACGUAGCCGGGAUGAGAUUACCCACUGGCUCCUCUCAAAGCCAACUCCUCACCGCUCUCUCAGAGUCAAGUCACUUCUUGAGGACUCUCAACUUGGAGGACAUGAAGCUGUCUGACUGUCUCCCUGAGAUCCUGAACCUACUGAGAGACUGCAAGUUGGAAGAGCUGCGGUUUAAUGACUGCCGCCUUCUGGAGAAGUGGAGCGACAAGGAGGAGAAUCUGCAGCAGCUGGUGGCUGCUCUGAAGACGGUGCCUUCCCUCCACACACUCAGCCUGGCUCAGAAUCGGCUCGCCAAGAACGUGUGUGUGCUGGCAGAGCUGUUCUCAGGACCCUCACCGAGCUCAGUGAAACGACUCGACAUCAGCUCCAACUUCAUUCAGCCCGCUGAGCUGCUGGAGUUCGCUAAGAGAUUGAGGACACAUCCUCCGCUAAACCGAUUGACCCUUGACCUCAGGAAAAACCCAGGGGAUCGGGACCCCGACACAUGGAACGCGGCGCUGAAGAGGCUCCGUCCCUUCUGCGUUCUCCUGGUGGAAGGAUGGAACUCCACCGACACGAUGGCUGACCACAUCAGCAACAUGUGAACAAAGCUAGAGGAACAACGGAGUGGCAGACACUCCCUGUUGGAGCGAAAAGUGGCUGUAAAGUUAGCAGAGGUUUGACAGAAGAGUGAUUGUGGUCAUUUUGUGUUCGGUUCAGACAGCAGGAGGUUCCAAUGAAAGGUUUUUAUGAAGUUUUGGUAACACUUUACUUUAAGUUUUCUACAUAAGAGUGACAUGACACGGUCAUGAAUGCAUGACACUCACAUGACACUCACAUGACACUGUCAUGACACAG
This is a messenger RNA of Perca fluviatilis (European perch), 2521 nucleotides long. RefSeq names its product leucine rich repeat containing 41 (gene lrrc41). The transcript is spliced from 10 exons. The record is from RefSeq and is a predicted model, not a curated record. NCBI's taxonomy places the organism in Eukaryota, Metazoa, Chordata, Actinopteri, Perciformes, Percidae. Bases 274 to 2268 code for a protein of 664 amino acids.